GGAAGUUUCAGGUGGAGAGAGUAUAAAUCGACGAUAGGCACUUUUUAUUGUAAAGAGAUAAAUUCCUUUAUUGCAAAAACUUUCCGUAUUAAAUAAUAGAAAAUGGCUUCUAAUAAACCAGGAAAAGGAUUAGAAAAGAUGGAAAUUGAUGAAAUCGACCAAUCUCCUUCGACUUCUGCUUCAAUACGAAUACAGAAACAAAUUUUAGCGAAAAACGCAGUUCCAUCAGUUUCAAUAUCUUUACAUCCCUUAGUUUUGAUGAAUAUAGCUGAACAUUGGACACGUAUAAGAGCACAAGAAGGAAGAGCUAAUGCAGUUUAUGGAGCUUUAAUUGGCAAACAAGACGGUAGAAAAAUCGAAGUUUAUAAUUCAUUUGAGCUGAGAUAUGAAGUCAUUGAUGAUGAUGUUAUCAUAAACCGGGAUUAUUACAAUACAAAGGAGGAGCAGUAUAAACAGGUGUUUAGUGAUCUCGAUUUCUUGGGAUGGUACACAACUGCACCACAGCCCAAUGAAAAACACAUCAAAAUUCAUCGACAGAUCUGUCAAAUUAAUGAGAGUCCAAUUCUCCUUCAAAUGGACACUAGUAGCAAACAUGUUGAACAAUUACCGAUCCAACUUUUUGAAUCUGUCAUCGAUAUUGUCGCAGGAGAAGCUACGAUGCUUUUUGUUCCACUCACUUAUACUUUAGCGACUGAAGAAGCUGAACGGAUUGGUGUUGAUCAUGUCGCUCGACAUGCCAUGGCACAAACAAAUGAUUCUGGUGGAAAUUCUUUUGUUGCUGAACAUUUGGUUGCCCAACAUGUUGCUAUAAAGAUGCUUCACUCUCGCAUCAAACUUGUUUUAGAAUAUGUCAAAGAUGUUCAAGAUGGAAAAUUGAAGCCGAAUCUUGAAAUACUCCGCGAAGCUUUUACAUUAAGCCAUCGCUUACCAGUCGUUCAAAGUCCAGCAUUCAAGGAAGAAUUCCACACACAAUCCAAUGAUGUUGGCUUAAUAACAUAUUUGGGGACAUUAACAAAGGCAGCAAACGACAUAAAUCAAUUGGUGAAUAAGUUCAAUCUUUUGCACGAUCGUCAGAGUCGUCGCAUGAGAUUUUUCUUUUAA
Messenger RNA from Clunio marinus, 1101 nucleotides. Lineage: Eukaryota; Metazoa; Arthropoda; Insecta; Diptera; Chironomidae. The record is from the annotation of a GenBank genome assembly.